ACAAAAAAGUACAAUGGAAAAUCAGCAUAUGUAAGUAAUUUUGCAAAUUUUAAAUAUAUAUAUAUACAAUAAUUUUAUAUAUUCCUAGGCGUACAAAAACGGAGAGAACAACUCAGGAGCAGCUGCAACAUUACAUAAUGUUUUGCAAGCACCAUCCUGAGUUGCAACGCGGGAAGCUAACUCCGACCAACCCUCAAGGGCUGCAAAUACUUUGGUCGGAGUUAGCAGACAAUUUAAAUGCCUUAAGAGGCCCAACCCGGUCGGCAGCCAAGUGGAAGGAGUCAUUAAUGCAUUGGAAACACCAGUUGCGAUCGCGAGCGCGCAAACUGAAAACACAUGCGCAAGCGACUGGUGGAGGCCCUCCGAUAAGUGGAAUGACUCCAUUCGAGGAGCAAGCUAUAACAACAUUUGGGGCAGCAGCGGUAGAUGGAUUGCCGGGUGUUGCGACUUUGGGUCAUCAGGUUUUGCCGUUGUAUAUAAAUACACUUGAAGCUCCAGCUUCCUCGCCAACACCAACAGUCGCAUCGCCUGCUCCAGCACCCUCACUAGCAGUCGCAUCGCCUGUUCCAGCAUCUUCAGUAGCAGUCGCAUCGCCUGUUCCAGCAUCUUCACUAGCAGUCACAUCGCCUGCUCCAGUUUUUUCUGCUUUAUCAAACAAUUUUUCUUCCUCGCCAUCACCUCAUUUUUCUUCUUCACCAUCACCUCCAUCUUCUUCCUUAUCUCCUCCCAUAUUAUCUUCUUCUAUGCCGUCGCCUUCUUAUAUCCCUCCCGAAAAAUCGACUGCAGCGAAGAUGCUUGGAACAGUGCUGAAAAAAAUGGAGGACAGAGAAAAGCGAGAGGAGGAGGCCAUUGCUCUACAAAGGCAAAUUGUAGAGCAAAAUGCGCAGAUGACAGGGGUGCUGACUCAAAUGACACAGGCACUAACCUCGCUGUCAGAGGUUAUGGCUAAGUUGUCCCAAAAAUUGGAUAAAUAAUAAUAAAAAUGUAAAAAAUGAAAUAGAAAUGUAAAAAAUGAAAUGAAAAUGUAAAAAAUGAAAUAGAAAUGUAAAAAAUGAAAUAGAAAUGUAAAAAAUGAAAUAAAAAUGAA
This is a messenger RNA of Bactrocera dorsalis (oriental fruit fly), 1087 nucleotides long. RefSeq lists its product as uncharacterized. NCBI's taxonomy places the organism in Eukaryota, Metazoa, Arthropoda, Insecta, Diptera, Tephritidae. Bases 138 to 974 code for a protein of 278 amino acids. The record is from RefSeq and is a predicted model, not a curated record. The transcript is spliced from 3 exons.